Molecule: messenger RNA, 3048 nt
Organism: Salvelinus fontinalis (brook trout)
Lineage: Eukaryota; Metazoa; Chordata; Actinopteri; Salmoniformes; Salmonidae
Product: dynamin-1-like protein
Exons: 9
Coding region: 1-1203 (400 amino acids)
Biological process (GO): mitochondrial fission
Cellular component (GO): microtubule; mitochondrion; cytoplasm
Molecular function (GO): GTP binding; microtubule binding; GTPase activity
Source: RefSeq, a predicted model, not a curated record
AUGCAGAAGUAUGACGUUCCUCAUGGCCGAAGAACACUGCUGGUGGUCAGUAAGCUGGACCUGAUGGAUGCAGGCACAGAUGCUCUGGAGGUCUUACUGGGUCGGGUCAUUCCAGUGCAGCUUGGAAUUGUGGGAGUGGUCAACAGGAGCCAGCAUGACAUCAACACCCAAAAGAGCAUAGAGGACAUGGCGCGGGAUGAGCAGGCCUUCCUCCAGUGCCACUACCCUUCUCUGGCCUCCCGCUGCGGGUCUUGCUACCUGGCCCACACCCUGAGCCGCUUCCUCAUGCUCCACAUCCGGGACUGCCUGCCGGAGUUGAAGACCCGUGUGACGGUGCUAGGUGCCCAGUACCAGGCCUGGUUCAGCAGCAACGGCCAGCCAGUAGAGGACCAUAGCACCACCCUGCUGCAGAUGGUCACCAAAUUUGUCAGCAACUACUGCAACACCAUCGAGGGCACUGCCACACACAUCCAGACAUCUGAGCUAUUUUCUCAGAUUUCCUGGAGAUUCGCAAGGAGAUUGAAGAAGAGACUGAACGUAGCUUGGGAGGCAACAAGCUGCAGAGGGGCUCGUAUCUGCUACAUAUUCCAUGAGACCUUUGGCCUCACUCCUCAGUCUACCGAUCCCUUGGGGGGCUUAACAGAGCUUGCCAUCCUCACUGGUCCGCAACCGGCCCUCUUUGUGCCUGAGAUUUCCUCUGAGCUGCUAGUGAAGAGGCAGAUCAAGCGUCUGGAGGAACGCAGCCUGUGCUGUGUGGAGCUGGUCCACGAGGAGCUACAGAGGAUCAUCCAGCACUGCUCCUCCUACAGCACACCGGGGGUGCUGGCGUCCCGCAAGCUGAGUACCAGAGAGACUGAGGUCAUCCAACGCCUCAUCAAAUGCUACUUACUUAUCGUCCGCAAGAGCAUUCAGGACUGUUCAGAGACCAGAGCUCCAGAGCACCUAGGGCUAACUGUGUGUCUUAGGGCUUGUGUGCCCAAGACAGUGAUGCACUUCCUGGUGAACUUUGUGAAGGAGCGUCUGCAGAGUGAGCUGGUGGGCCAGCUGUACAAACAUAACCUGCUGCAGGAGCUUCUCAUCGAGUCCCAGGAUACAGCACAACAGAGGACAGAGGUGGCCCAGAUGCUGGAGGCUCUCCAAAAAGACAGCAACAACAUCAUCUCGGAUAUUUGGGAGACACCUGUGGUAGCCCAAUGCAACUGACCGUGCCCCACUGAUCGCAUGUCUUUGAGAGUGUAGGUGAGAAUGUGAGUACUGUAUGGUAAUACCACUGAGCUCACACUGACCAUAGCACAUCCAGCUGUCCUUUUUGUCUGUCCACUGGCCUCUUGGCUGGAGGAUUUUGACCAUUGUGUCUCAGGUAGAGCUGGUCCAUUGUAUUGAGUUGGCCAUAAUGUGAGACACCCAUGAUCAAAAACAAAGUAAGUGCAACAAUCGUCUGUCUAAAUGUCUGUUGGGUCUUUUGGUUGUGGUUGUAAAUGUGUUUUUAUAAUAUGCAGUAUUAAGUUGUUUUCUAGGGUCUUUAUUGCGUCAUGGCACAGGUUGUACAUGUACUGCUACGUUUGUUUUCAUUGAUGUAUCUACCUAUGGAAGAGUGAUCUCAAACCAUGAUCCCAGUUUCUGAAGGUAUGAGUGCCAAGUAAAUAUAAUCAGACUUUUAUUGGUUUCUCCUUUUAAUUUUUUUGUGACAUUCUGUAAGGAUGAACAGAGGGAGAAAAUCAAACAUUAUACACUAUGAACCUGGUCUUCAGGGAUGCUGCAGAGGUUUGGUUUGACCUGGUCUAUAGGGUGGAGGGGUACAGUAGUUGUGAGCUAGAGCAGGCUUGUGUUCUUGACGCGUGUCAUGUUUACAUAUCAUUCCAGUGGUACAUUUGCACUGUGUUUGUGCAUAUAUUAGUCCCAUAGCGAAGUCGUAUGUUCACAACAGAAUACAGCAUUCCUUUUCUCAAUAUGAAGUUUCUAGUCAGGCUCUUCUUUCACAUGUUGUUGGACAACUGAGACUACAUCAUUUAUGAAUAGCAGACACAAAGACUUGAAUAGGUGUGUGUGUGUGUGUGUGUGUGUGUGUGUGUGUGUGUGUGUGUGUGUGUGUGUGUGUGUGUUUGUGUGUGUGUGUGUGUGUGUGUGUGUGUGUGUGUGUGUGUGUGUGUGUGUGUGUGUGUGUGUGUGUGUGUGUGUGUGUGUGUGUGUGUAUUGUAAGCUAGCUUUUCAGGAAAUGCAGGAUAGUUAUGGUUGAGUCCAGCACUGAUUUGAGGAGUAUAGCGAUGAAGUGUAGAAAGCCACUAUGCAAAAUGAUUUUACUGUCCUUGGGCAGUCCUUUACUGUCCAUAUCUCAGAAUGCAUUCAAAUAUUGUACCCCAUGUUAUAAUGACCCCAUGUAUGCAAUGUGCCUUAGAGGCAGUGUUUUGUAGAGGCAGUUUCAGAAGUCUAGAUCUAGUCCUACCCAGAUGACAGGGAUGUUGGUGUGAGAGACUAACAUGGUUCUUGAUUGAACUCAUGCAUGCACCCGUAAUUGUAUUCUAUUUUUUUUAAUGUAGAUCCCCAAGUGGAGUAUGCCCAUACAACUGCAGCCCUUAAUUUGUGAUUCGGUACUAAUAGCAUUGCGUGAUGUUAGUGCAUCUUCCCCACCCUCCAUCCAUUUAGCAUUAGCGAUUCUAAAGUUUCUCUAAUAUUGACAUUGUAAGUACGCAUCUGUUCCGUGAGCCAAAAGUAAUGGAAAAGUUCCCAAAGGAUGAUGUUUAUUCUGAAAGCCUUAAAAAGACAGGCAACAAGCACCAUCUGAGCAGAAACACUAACUUCUGUGUGAUCAGGGAGAGCACAGUGUCUGUUCAGUCUUUCGGAAAGGACAGUAUGGCUGUGUGUGUGCAUGUACGUAUGUCUGAAUGUCUAUCUGAAUGAGAGGAUUUGCUUGUGUGCGUUUCUAUUAUUUAAUUGUAUAUGUUCGACUUUACAAACUGCCUGAAAGUGCUUGUCUGACAAUAUUUGUGAUACAUGUAAGUUGAUGGAAUGACGUCUGUUCAGAUUCGAUAGACUCAUUAAACCCUAACA